This is a messenger RNA of Mycetomoellerius zeteki, 611 nucleotides long. RefSeq lists its product as uncharacterized. The record is from RefSeq and is a predicted model, not a curated record. NCBI's taxonomy places the organism in Eukaryota, Metazoa, Arthropoda, Insecta, Hymenoptera, Formicidae. The transcript is spliced from 2 exons. Bases 226 to 561 code for a protein of 111 amino acids.
AGAAAUCUUAAUUUUCCAUUUACAUUCGAUUUGAGACCUUUACUCCCCGAGGAGGUUAUUCAUUGGAUCAAAUUGACCCAUUAUUUUCUGCGUGGUAGUGUGACUCUAUAUUUGAGUCGGAAAACCGUCGAAAAACAAUCAAGGGGAAAUCAGAAGAAAAAGAAGAAGACCUUAGUAUAUGUUUUGGCCCUGUAUGGGCUUUACGCUCGCGCAUAAACCUAAAAAAUGUUUAAAAAGUUGUUGGAACGAUGGUUCAUGAAAAACAAAUUAAAAAAUAAACAUGAACCUUUAAGACGAAGACUGGCGAUAAUUUAUGCUAUCGUGGGAUGGAAUAUGUUUGGCGUUAUGUUUUAUACAAUUAUAAAACGUAAAAUCCCAGAAGACUCUACAGAACGAAGAAUAUCUUAUGGACUUUUAACAGGUACAUCUAAUAAUAUGCAUGUAUAUCAAGUAACAGGACUGACACUCACCAAUGAUUUUGAUGGUACAUGCCAGAACGAGAUUACUCAGGUAGAAAAAGAAAAUGAGAAAAAUGAAAAAGCAAUUGCUAACGAAAUUUAGGUAAUACAAUUAAUAAUUAUUAUUUUUCAAAAACCAUCCUUGUAUAGUGC